Molecule: messenger RNA, 1448 nt
Organism: Leopardus geoffroyi (Geoffroy's cat)
Lineage: Eukaryota; Metazoa; Chordata; Mammalia; Carnivora; Felidae
Gene: OSR2
Product: odd-skipped related transciption factor 2
Exons: 3
Coding region: 114-1052 (312 amino acids)
Biological process (GO): regulation of transcription by RNA polymerase II; embryo development; urogenital system development
Cellular component (GO): nucleus
Molecular function (GO): RNA polymerase II transcription regulatory region sequence-specific DNA binding; DNA-binding transcription factor activity, RNA polymerase II-specific
Source: RefSeq, a predicted model, not a curated record
GGUUCUCUCUGCGUGCCUUUGUCUCUCUGGGUUCUCGCCGGAGCCCCACGCCCACCUGCCUCUGAGUCCUGGAAGACAGGGGCGGCUCCCUCCGCCCCCCAGCACCAGGGAAAAUGGGGAGCAAGGCCCUGCCGGCGCCCAUCCCGCUCCACCCGUCGCUGCAGCUCACCAAUUACUCCUUCCUGCAGGCCGUGAACACCUUCCCCGCCGCGGUGGACCACCUGCAGGGCUUGUACGGUCUCAGCGCCGUGCAGACCAUGCACAUGAACCACUGGACGCUGGGGUACCCCAACGUGCACGAGAUCACCCGCUCCACCAUCACCGAGAUGGCGGCGGCGCAGGGCCUCGUGGACGCACGCUUCCCCUUCCCGGCUCUGCCCUUUACCACCCACCUCUUCCACCCCAAGCAGGGAGCCAUUGCCCAUGUCCUCCCAGCCCUGCACAAAGACCGGCCCCGUUUUGACUUUGCCAACUUGGCCGUGGCCGCCACGCAAGAGGACCCCCCUAAGAUGGGAGACCUGACCAAGCUGAGCCCGGGGCUAGGUAGCCCCAUUUCGGGGCUCAGUAAAUUGACUCCGGACAGAAAGCCCUCCAGAGGGAGGUUGCCCUCCAAAACGAAAAAAGAGUUUAUCUGCAAGUUUUGCGGCAGACACUUUACCAAAUCCUACAACUUGCUCAUCCACGAGAGGACCCACACGGACGAGAGGCCAUAUACGUGUGACAUCUGCCAUAAGGCCUUCCGGAGGCAAGAUCAUCUGCGGGAUCACAGGUAUAUCCAUUCCAAAGAAAAACCUUUCAAAUGUCAGGAGUGUGGGAAAGGAUUUUGUCAGUCUAGAACUCUAGCGGUUCACAAAACUUUACAUAUGCAGGAAUCUCCACACAAAUGUCCCACAUGUGGAAGAACCUUUAAUCAGAGAAGUAAUCUGAAAACUCACCUUCUCACCCAUACAGACAUCAAGCCCUACAGCUGCGAGCGGUGCGGCAAAGUGUUCAGGCGAAACUGUGAUCUGCGGCGGCACAGCCUGACUCACACCCCGCGGCAGGACUUCUAGAGAAGCCCAGGAUGUGUCCCGUGCCGCCGCUGCUCCCCUCCCCAGACACUUCUCCACGCCUCCCACCCAAGGGUCGCACCCCCAACCCCUCACUGACCCCAGCUCUUCCCUUGCUGUAGCCGCACCUGCAGCUCCAGGGAGUUAACUCUUCUUCUCGAGGACUGAGGACUGUAGAAAGCCACACAAGUACAUCCCUUCACAGAGUAUAUGCUAGUUUCUUGUAGAUAUUCACAGCUCAUUUUAGAGCUCUGUACAUAAUGUCGUGGGUCUUCGUUUUGUUGUUUUGUUUUGUUCGUUUUUGUAUCUUGUUGGAUGCACCUAGAUAUGGAAAAUGGAAGCCAAAUUUAUCUUUAAAGAGUGUAUUUUCAAAAUAAAACCUUUUCUUGUUUGUUUCAA